AUGCAGGCUCCUGACAAUGGAUGGGAGAAGACGCGGCGGCGCAUAUUCUGGGACUUCCUGGAGAACCCUCGGUUCGAACUAUCACCUAUACCUGAAGCGGACCCCGCGUCGCCGGACACGGACACGGACAGCAGCUUGCCGGACCUGAUCGUGGAGCCGGAGCCGGACCGGCACGACCACCCGCCGUCCUUCUACGUCGGUCUAGAACGACGCAUGAAGCGGUACUAUCGCCAGCUCUUUCAUCCAGAUAUGCAUGACAGUGAAGAUGACAACUCCGACUUUGAAGGAAUUGACACAAGGAAAGAUGCUGAAGAAGAAUCGAUUACAAUUGCAGAAAUACACGACUCGCCAAGAAGACGUCCGGUACAGUUUGAUAAUAGGAGCCCUGUGUUGAUACCACGUGUGCCAGUGCGACGAUUCGGUCGGUUAUCUGGUCGGGCCAUGAACGUUUUAGAAACUUCUGGUGAACGUAUAAAUCAAGUCCCGACACACAUAGCUGAACAGUCAAAUAACCAAGAUAACUCCAUCGUAGAACCAGAUACAGACGGGCAAAGACUACUAACAGCCAGUGAACUUACAGUAAUUAGAAUCAAUGAAACAUCUAACACAGAGUUAGUAAACACUAGCGGAACUGGCCAUCAAGAAGAUGCUGUUGAAGAAGGCGAAACUAAAAUAACUGACAUACAAAAAGUAUCUAGUGAUUGUAAUAAAGAGGGUAUGGGCGUUGCAAGCAAAGAACGUAAAUUUCUCUUCCUUAGUCCCGAUGAAGAGUUGUUCGAACCUCUAGCUCAUAGUUCAGAGAAGUCCAUCAAUGAAGAUUUGGAGCCUGUUGAGGAGAUGAGAGAAGCUCGGGGGUCUGGAGUUAAUGUGUCCGGGCAUGGAGAAACGGAGCAAACAAGUCCUGUGCUAGCAUUUGAAACAAGGAAAAGUGCAGAUAGACUUGAAAAUGUUUCCUCUGACUCCACUGAAAUCAACGCUUCCAUUGAAGGAGAAAACGGAACGAGCGUAGAACAUAACAUUCAAAAUCUACGUCGUGCUAGAAUUUUAGAUGAGUUUUGGUCCGUGUCGCCGAGUGAGGUAAAUAUUGAAGAUUUGCCAAAAGAUAAUUCGAACUUGAAUAAAAGAAGAUCAGAUUCAACAGAUGAGGCACCGUCGAGAAAAAAGAAAAAGAUGAAAGAUGCAGCCACCCACAUGACUAAAGAGGAUAAACAACAUUUCAAGAAUGUUAGAAACGGGCUAUAUCUAAUAAAUCCGCUCGUCUUCAAAUUGUGUAGGUGUCGUCGGACUCCGGAACAUGUUUGUUCGUGAUUCUUUUUCUAUUAACCCUAUGCAUAGUGAUGUAUGCAGCCUACAAAGCACAUAAUAACACUGAUUUAGAUUUUGAUUGAUUUUAUUUAUUCAUAUUAAGUUCUUGUCUUAAUUAUGUACCCAGA
This is a messenger RNA of Cydia strobilella, 1433 nucleotides long. RefSeq lists its product as uncharacterized. The transcript is spliced from 5 exons. NCBI's taxonomy places the organism in Eukaryota, Metazoa, Arthropoda, Insecta, Lepidoptera, Tortricidae. The coding region runs from base 1 to 1308 and encodes 435 amino acids. The record is from RefSeq and is a predicted model, not a curated record.